AUGACGAAUGCAAAAUACAAGAGCGCCGAGCACCGAGUUCGAGCACACUUUGAUAAGUCGCGAUUGUCCGUGGUUGCGUUUUUUGGGCCUGGAAUGGACACAGUGGUCGGCCCCCUGCCAGAGAUGGUAACCGAAGAAAAUCCUCCUCUAUACAGAGAAUGCGUCACCAGGGACUAUAUCACCCAGUUCUAUUCCAAGCCGCUCGAUGGCAAGAGGUUUAAAAGUGGAAGUGUGCUUCAAUCGUGCUUUUCUGGUGAAACUUUUCUCCAUAAAAGCCACCCCAGCUCUCGCGAAGUUCCCGGCGGCGGCACUCCUUUCGAAGAAGCAAUAAAUCACGGGGUUCCAAUUGCUAGUAUGCAAAAUGUCCUCGAUUUAGCCAAAGAGAUUUUCAAUCAGACAUCAGAGGAGUACAAUUUCCUGGGGGAUAAACUCAGUGAUAAUGAUCCAUCUAAAGCAUACAGGGAAGUGAUGAAAGAGUACCACGACCAGGUUUCAGCCUUUGGACACUGCUUGCUUGAUAUUAUCUCCAAAGGCCUUGGCUUGGAGAAUAUUUACGAUUUUACCAAGUUAAUGGGCGAGAAGUUAAUUCAUGUGCGUCAUGAAUUACUGCCUUCCAUACCACAAACCCGAGCUCGUCAAGGGCACCUCGGCCCGUGCCAUGAGCAUCCUCCUCCAAGACGACGGGGGGAUUGGAAGUUUGCAAAGAUGGUCGCUGGUUUGCGGUAA
Molecule: messenger RNA, 726 nt
Organism: Selaginella moellendorffii
Lineage: Eukaryota; Viridiplantae; Streptophyta; Lycopodiopsida; Selaginellales; Selaginellaceae
Exons: 4
Coding region: 1-726 (241 amino acids)
Source: RefSeq, a predicted model, not a curated record